Molecule: messenger RNA, 785 nt
Organism: Theobroma umbraticum
Lineage: Eukaryota; Viridiplantae; Streptophyta; Magnoliopsida; Malvales; Malvaceae
Product: transcription factor bHLH36-like
Biological process (GO): regulation of transcription by RNA polymerase II
Cellular component (GO): RNA polymerase II transcription regulator complex
Molecular function (GO): protein dimerization activity; RNA polymerase II transcription regulatory region sequence-specific DNA binding; DNA-binding transcription factor activity, RNA polymerase II-specific
Source: RefSeq, a predicted model, not a curated record
AUGUUUCCUUCUCAUCAAAGUGAUGGCUUCCUGUACGAAAUCUCUGAUAUUCCCCACCAUCAAGAUUUAAUGCAGCAAAAUCUGACAAUAUCUGGGGAAGCUUCCGCAGGGGGAAGUACUCUCACCCAGAGAAUGGCAAAAGGCAAACGACAUAAAAAGUUAGCAGCUGCUGCCAACAGUAAUGAUGGGAAUGCUGCUGCCAAUAAUGAUGCUAAGAAGAUCAUGCGCAAGGAAAUCGAACGGCAAAGGAGGCAGCAAAUGGCCAAGCUCUAUGGAAAACUUAGAUCAUUGCUCCCUCUUGAGUCAAUAAAGGGAAAACGAGCUGUUUCCGAUCACAUGAACGAGGCAGUGAAUUACAUAAAAUAUUUGAAGAAGAAGAUCCAAGAAUUGAGUGUCAAAAGAGAUAAGCUCAAAAAGUUGUCCAAUUUGACUGCCUUUGAUCAAGGGAGUGCUAGUUCAUCUGAUAACUCCUCGUUGAUCAACUGUGUUGCCGUCCACCCUUAUGGGGGCGGAGUGGAGAUUGUGAUAAGUAGUGGCUUUGGAGACGAAAGCUGGCAUCUCUCUGCAAUGAUGCAAGUUAUUCGCGCAGAGGAGCUUGACGUUGUCCGUUGUAUCUCCAGCCAAACAAAUGAAGGGUUUUUGCACACUAUUCAGUCUGAGGUUAGUGAUCCAGCUCAUCGGCUUGAUCUACCCGGUUUGAAAAGCAAACUAAAUGAUUUGAUCUCGUUUUGAGAUACGCUUCUCACUGAUGAUGCUGUGUAGGCUGCGUCCAUUAUGAACUGCCA